CCCCUUCGCCGCCCCCGGGCCCGCUUUCCCCCCGGUGGUGACCCUGCCGUCGUCGUCGUCGUCCCCCACUUCCACCGGGGCGUGUGAGGCGAGCGGAGGAGGGUCGGAGGGCGGGUGCUGCUCCCCCCAAGCAUGAGUGCGGGGUCUGACGCCCCCAGGAAAAGGAUCAGGUCGGACCCCCCGCUCGCCCCCUCUGCCGUCGGCGUCAGCAGCAGCAGCGGCUCGGAAGAAGAAGCGCAGCCCCCUUCCUGGAAGAGGAAAGUGACCCAGUGGCAGCCGCCUCUUCCCUUCAGCAGGGAGCAAAGGUCCAGCAGCAGCAAAGCCAGCCCCGCAGUCACAGUGGGGAACAAAGUUUACAAACAAAGGAGGAUUACCUCUUGGAUGGAGAAUAAAGGACCCAAAACAGUGGAGUCAAAAAGCUCACAAAACAAAACUUGCAGCGCAGAAGCAGAGCCCAAAAUGACAUUUGUAAAACAAGACAAUGUUUUUGAACACAAAGUGAAAAAUGCUGAGGAUGUUCUUCAGCAGGGCUGUUCCAGAUUACCUGUGGAAAUGAAUACCAAGCAUGUGGCCUUGCCUCAGACUGCCACCCUGCGUAAUUGGGAAGCUGAGCAGCUAGGUAGGGAUCAGCUUUCAGAAGCAGAGUCUUUGAAAGGAAUCCAAACUGGAGACCAGUUGAAAAAUGCUAAUGCUAAUCAAACACAUAAAACUGGCAGUCAGGCCCAUCGGGGUUGCAAUGAAAAUCAGGAAAACUGUACUCAUAGGAAACUUUCAUCAGGCAGCCCUGUGAAGGUAGCAAAUAUAAAACAGCCAUCAAAAGACUAUGAUCCGGAAAGGCAAGCAACUUUGCAAAAUUUGCAGCCGUUUAAGAACUACAACUCUGAGCAUGUAACUUGCAUAGCUGUUGAGUCAGAGGAGGUGGAUGUAGUGCCUGAGAGCCCACUUUCAGAUGCAGGCUGUGAUGCUUGCUCACCUGAUUUGUAUGCCACUCAGAAAAGAGAUCAAGGAUGCUGGGGGGAAUCUCCUUCUUUUGAGAAAGAGAGUGAACCUGACUCACCAAUGGAUGUAGAUAAUUCCAAAAACAGCUGUCAGGGCUCAGAGGCUGAUGAAGAAACCAGUCCACUUCUUGAGGACCGAGAAGACAUUGAUGUGCCAAAAGCACCAAACAAAUCCUCACGGUUUCGAAAGGCAGAUGCUGACCUGGAUUCAAGAAAGUCACAAUCCCGGAGAGGUGAAGGUGCUCGAUUUAAUCUCCACUUGGAAGGAAUGGAUAAUCAAGUCAAACAGGGUGAAACGCCCACUGAAUCACCUGGGAUAUCACUAGCUGUGUCAUCAGAAUGCAAAGGUGCCAAACAUUGUGGGAGGAAGGACUCUAAAAUUACUUCCCAUUUCAUGAGGGUUCCCAGGACAGAGGAGAAAAGGAAUGAACAAUGUGAAUUAAAGCCGCCUCGACCAGGAAGGAAGAUUGCUAAAUAUACUCCUCCUCCACUUCCAACUAAUAAAAAGUGGUUUGGGACACCAAUUGAAGAGAUGAGAAGAAUGCCAAUGUGUGGGACUCGUCUGCCACAUUUGAGGCCAUCUGCCAAUCAUACAGUGACAAUCAGAGUAGAUCUUUUGAAGGAAGGAGAAGUGCCUAAACCUUUCCCAACACAUUAUAAGGAUUUGUGGGACAAUAAGCAUGUUAAGAUGCCUUGUUCAGAACAAAAUUUAUAUCCUGUAGAAGAUGAGAAUGGUGAAAGAACUGCUGGGAGUCGAUGGGAAUUAAUCCAGACUUCACUGCUUAAGAAGUUCACCAGCUCCCGUGAUUUGAAGGAAGCUAUUCUCAGAUAUAAUGUUGCAUAUGCCAAGAAAUGGGACUUCACAGCCCUUACUGAGUUCUGUGAUAAGGUGCUUGAAGAUGCAGAGGCUCAGCAUUUGUUUCAGUCCAUUUUGCCUGAUAUGGUGAAGCUUGCACUCUGUUUGCCUAGCAUCUGCACCCAGCCAGUACCUCUACUGAAACAAAAAAUGAACCACUCCAUCACCAUGUCACAGGAGCAGACUGCUAGUUUGCUAGCAAAUGCCUUCUUCUGCACUUUCCCCCGGCGAAAUGCCAAGAUGAAAUCAGAAUAUUCUAGCUAUCCAGAUAUUAACUUCAACAGGUUGUUUGAAGGGCGUUCACCAAGGAAGCCUGAGAAACUGAAAACCCUUUUCUGCUACUUCAGAAGAGUCACGGAGAAAAAACCCACUGGACUGGUGACAUUUACAAGACAGUGUCUACAGGAAUUUCCAGAUUGGGAAAGAACCCAGAAAAAGCUGUCCAGGUUGCAUGUCACAUAUGAAGGCACUAUUGAGAGCAACGGGCAUGGGAUGCUACAGGUUGAUUUUGCUAAUCGCUUUGUUGGAGGUGGCGUCACUGGGGCAGGGCUGGUGCAAGAAGAAAUUCGCUUCCUAAUCAAUCCAGAACUGAUUGUAUCUCGUCUCAUUACUGAAGUCCUGGAUCACAAUGAAUGUCUAAUUAUCACAGGUACAGAGCAAUAUAGUGAAUAUACUGGCUAUGCAGAAACGUACCAGUGGGCCAGGAGCCAUGAAGAUCAAACACCCAGGGAUGAAUGGCAGAGGCGCUGCACAGAAAUUGUAGCCAUAGAUGCAUUUCAUUUCAGACGUUUCCUUGAUCAGUUUGCUCCUGAGAAAAUUAGAAGAGAGCUCAACAAGGCUUACUGUGGUUUCUCUCGACCUGGUAUCCCACCACAUCACCUUUCUGCAGUGGCUACUGGAAACUGGGGCUGUGGUGCUUUUGGAGGCGAUUCAAGAUUGAAAGCCUUAAUACAAAUCCUGGCAGCUGCAGAGGCUGGGCGAGACGUUGUUUAUUUUACCUUUGGAGAUGCUGAGUUGAUGAGAGACAUUUACAGCAUGCACACUUUCCUAAUCGAGAGAGGACAAACUGUUGGGGAUGUCUACAGGCUGUUGCUCAGAUAUUACAAUGAGGAAUGCAGGUGUUGCUCUACUCCAAGACCAGAAAUCAAACUCUACCCUUUCAUAUACAGUGCAGUAGAGUCCUAUGCGGAUUCCACUGAUGACGAAAGAGGAUUAUGUUUUGAUGACUAAAAAUUAAAUUUUCAAGAUGAAUAUCCCUUCUUGUCUUCUCCAUGUAGAAUAUUAAUUGAAUUGCUGGAUGUAACAUACAGAGUAGCUUAAUAUAUCCAUGUAUAUAAUUAUUGUUUUAUGCAUUAUAUCUGAAGACCAAUCUUGGAAAGAAACCAAUUUUCUUUCCAGUGUAGAAUGUAAAUCCUAACCAUUGCAUAAUAGAACGAAAUGUUUGGUAAACAUAUUUAUCUCCCCACUCCCCCUCGGUUCAAGGUUGAGUUUUUGAUCUCUUUUCUUUAUGGGCUUAUUUGAAAGCAGCAGAUUUGUACUUGCCUACCCUUUCUUUCCAUUUUUUAUAGAGAUGCUCAUAUAUAAUAGAAAGAGAUUUCCUAUAUAAACCAGUUUCUUAGUACUCCUUUCGGUAGUAUAAUUUAUGAGAGGUGGUGGGGGAAGCCUUGUAAUGAUCUGUUCUAUUGGACAUAUAGUUUCAUAAACAAACCACCCUUAACGUCCCACUAAUAAUUUUAGUUAAAGACAUUGGAUUGGAUCCAGUGCUAGGCCUACUCUCAGAGUAGAUCCAUUUAAGCGAAUGGACAUGAUUAACUUGGGUCCAUUAAUUUCAGUGGGUCUACUCUGAGUAGGACUUGCUGUAAGCAAAGCUGCCCUAGAAACAAUAAUGGCAAGCAUAUCCCAAGAUUGCGUCCCUUUUGAUGGAGGCAGGAUGAGGCAAAGCAUGAGCAGCAGACGGAAAGCAGCAUGAUGGAUCCAGGUUACAAAAAAGCCAGGAUCAAAAGUAAGAGAUGGUAAAGGGAUUUAUAUUAUUUAGAAGAAGGGGGGGGGGACUAUAGAAAGGGCCAUAUAUUUAUGAAAGGAUAAUACAGCUUUUAAAAAUGGUUUUAAAUUGCACCAGUUUCUUUGUUGCAGUUUUCUGAUAUACCUGCAAUUCUGAUGGAUAAAUAUAUCUAUAUGUUAUUUAAUGUACAGUGAAACCUAGAUUAUUAUACUAGGAUUUCAGUUAUAUAAUAUACAACCCUGUAAGGCAUGCCUUCCUAAGUAUGGACAAUAUCGUUGAAACUUUGCUUUGGUAAAUGCACAAGCCGAAGGAAACAUCUCCAAGACAGCCCCAAAUGAGAGUUGUGUGUGGCCACAGUUCACAACUCAUCAUUUCAGUGGGACACUGGAAAAAAAACCUAUUGCUUGAUUUUGCCCUUCAGGGGAACGUGCUCUAAAAAAAGGAAGGAAAUAAAAAUUCACAGGAGGGACAUUGGUAGAGACGUUGCCAAAACCAGUUCUCUGUUGGCUAAUGGAAAAGCAGCAUUAAGGAAACCUUGCUGCUUAAUGCUGAUUGCAGCAUAAUGCUGCAUUGACUUUUCUCUCCAGCUUUGAAACAAACUAGCACGGGGUGAAUAGGUUAAUAAGAGCCGUAUGGUCCCAACAGCUCCCUAAUUAAAGAGAAAACUAAACUGUCCAGGAUGCUGCAUCAAAGCCAAAAGGCAUAAUUCUGGGUCAAUUCAAUAUUUUCCCUUUGUCUUAAUUUCUUUCACAGCUAUUCAGUAGCUUCCUUCUCAACUAUGUGGUAUACUCUCUAUUUUUAGCAAGAGAGAACUUCCUGGUGCUGCAAUCUUGAAUACUGAGAGAGCUGAUGGGCCAAUGAUCCAUUAGAAGGGAAUGUGCCAUCACAAACAGCUGUGUAAUAGAGUGAUUUUCUCUCUUGACCAAUCUCUCUCUAAAUUCUGCCGUGACAAAACAUGCAAUUAUAGUCACCCAUGGCUGUAUAUAAUAAUUUAUAAAAAGCUGAAGUGUAUCGUUCUUUAAACUUGCAGGUUGUGCGUUUGUUAUUUUUGGAUUGGGGCGGUGAAAAAUCAGUAUGCUACAUUUACAUGAUUUCUUUUGUAAAGGAAAAUAAUAAACCCGAUGAACAUUUUUCUCCA
Podarcis raffonei (Aeolian wall lizard) is the source of this 4994-nucleotide messenger RNA. RefSeq names its product poly(ADP-ribose) glycohydrolase (gene PARG). Gene Ontology annotation, cellular component: cytoplasm; nucleus. Gene Ontology annotation, biological process: regulation of DNA repair; ATP generation from poly-ADP-D-ribose; carbohydrate metabolic process. NCBI's taxonomy places the organism in Eukaryota, Metazoa, Chordata, Lepidosauria, Squamata, Lacertidae. The transcript has 18 exons. The coding region runs from base 133 to 3084 and encodes 983 amino acids. The record is from RefSeq and is a predicted model, not a curated record. Gene Ontology annotation, molecular function: poly(ADP-ribose) glycohydrolase activity.